Lodderomyces parapsilosis is the source of this 1173-nucleotide messenger RNA. RefSeq lists its product as uncharacterized. NCBI's taxonomy places the organism in Eukaryota, Fungi, Ascomycota, Pichiomycetes, Serinales, Debaryomycetaceae. The transcript has a single exon. The record is from RefSeq and is a predicted model, not a curated record. Gene Ontology annotation, cellular component: mitochondrion. Bases 1 to 1173 code for a protein of 390 amino acids. Gene Ontology annotation, biological process: glycerophospholipid biosynthetic process.
AUGUUAGCCAUCGGUCGGAUUCAACGUCAGGUACAUGCCACAAGGCGAGCAUCGCUAGCUUCCCACUUCCAUACUUCUUCCAUUCUAUUCAAACAAAACAAAAAUAUUGCCUUUGUCUUUGAUAUUGAUGGUGUUCUUAUACGAGGAAAAAAGCCCAUCCCGCAAGCUAAACCAACGUUGGAGUUACUCAAUCGAGAGAAGAUUCCUUACAUAUUGAUGACCAAUGGUGGUGGAGUGCUGGAAUCUCGAAAAGCUGAAGAAGUUGCUCAAAUAACUGGAGGUCCUGCUAUUUCGCCAUUGCAAGUGGUGCAAAGCCAUACUCCAAUGAAGGCAUUAGUACAAGAUCCAGAGUUCAAUCGAGUCUUGGUGGUUGGUGGAGAUGGUGACAAUGCGAGAAAAGUAGCUGAACAGUAUGGGUUUAAAGAUGUAAUCAUGCCCAUCGAUAUUGUCAAGGCUAAUAAAGCAGUGUCACCUCAUGCUAUGUUUACCAAACGUGAUUUAGACGAAUAUGCCAUUGACAUUGAUUUAAACAAACCUAUAGAUGCGAUAUUGGUCUUCAAUGAUCCUAGAGAUAUGUCUACUGAUAUUCAAGUUGUUCAAGAUUUGUUGAACUCAAAUAGAGGUUUGAUUGGCACUAAACGCAGCUUGAAAAGUAUUAAAGAUAGAACCAAACCAUCAAUCCCCAUCAUCUUUAGCAACAAUGAUUACAUUUACGCUAACGACUUUCCCUUACCGAGGUUUGGACAAGGAGCGUUCAGAAUCAUUACGGAGACAUUAUACAACACCACCAACAAGCUAUUUCCACCAAACAAUCUCGAUUCAUUGAUUAUGGGGAAACCAUUUAAAUUGCAAUACGAUUUCGCUCACCAUGUCUUGAUUGAUUGGAGACUAAAAUUGAUCUCUGAGAAAUUUGACACGAAGCAAGUGCUCCCUUUGCUUGGUUCAGUUCCACUGGAAUCACCUUUUACAGAUAUUUAUAUGGUUGGAGACAAUCCAGAAUCGGACAUCAAAGGAGCAAAUGACAAUGGAUGGCAGUCCAUCUUAUUAAGGACUGGUGUUUUUCAAGAUGAGGAUUAUGAAGGCAUUAUCGCCAAACCUACUGUGGGUGUGUUUGAUAAUGUUGAAGAAGCUGUAAAGCACGUGUUGCGGAAGCACGAUAUACCUAUAGAGUAA